Protopterus annectens (West African lungfish) is the source of this 747-nucleotide messenger RNA. RefSeq names its product ly6/PLAUR domain-containing protein 1-like. Gene Ontology annotation, biological process: acetylcholine receptor signaling pathway. The record is from RefSeq and is a predicted model, not a curated record. The coding region runs from base 148 to 570 and encodes 140 amino acids. Lineage: Eukaryota; Metazoa; Chordata; Ceratodontiformes; Protopteridae. The transcript is spliced from 3 exons. Gene Ontology annotation, molecular function: acetylcholine receptor inhibitor activity.
UCUGUUGCAGAUCCUUCUUUUACACUCUCCGGUUUAGACAGCUGUGCAAAUCUAGAUGCAAUGGUACCUCAAGCAAGGAGUCACUUCUCUGUUCAGCCUCCUCAAAUCUGAGGACCAGCAACCAGCUGCUCAUGGACACUGGACACAAUGAACCUCUUACUCUAUGCUACUUUCUAUGGAUACUUGAUCACUCCAGGCCUACUGUUGCAAAUCCAGUGCUAUCACUGCGAAGAGUUCCUACUUAAUGACGACUGCUCCUUACCACAGUUCAUCGUUAACUGCACUGCUAACAUCCAAAAUGGCUGUCAGAAGGAGACAGUAGUCCAACAAGAUGGUAUUCUCUACAGGAAAUCAUGUGCCUCGUUAUCUUCCUGUCUGAUUACAUCUGCUGGGUAUCAGCCAUUCUGUUCUCCGGGAAAGGUGGGGUCUGUCUGCAUCACCUGCUGUGAUAAAUCACUCUGCAAUGGUCCCAGACAUCCCAGAAGUACCUCUUCCUUCUCAAAAUCACCAUGUGUAGGACUGCUUGUGACCUGUAUUGUAUUUUUUAAGAAUGCUUUGCUUUUGUCAUAGAUCAAUAAAUGCAUUUUAUUUUUCAGCUAUUUGGAAUCAUGUGCACAUACAAUGAUUUUCAUGUAGUCUAAAAUUUAUAACCAGGUGGGACUGCACACCUUCAUUUUCUGUUCGAUAUGCUACUAAAUACAGUAUUUUAGAUAAAAAUUCCACAAAAUAAAAUACACUUCAACUACU